Messenger RNA from Patiria miniata (bat star), 1929 nucleotides. RefSeq lists its product as uncharacterized. The record is from RefSeq and is a predicted model, not a curated record. Lineage: Eukaryota; Metazoa; Echinodermata; Asteroidea; Valvatida; Asterinidae. The coding region runs from base 1166 to 1885 and encodes 239 amino acids. The transcript has 4 exons.
UGAAAUGCAGCAAAGUGCACCAGACUUUUCCACCUGAUGCACUGUGCUGCAUGUGGCAGGGUUAGGGUUAAUUAAGAUAAGUUGAAGGUAGUGGACAGCAGGACAAGGUAGUGGCAUUUGUGGUAGUUUAAUGAAAUUGACAGAUACCUGGGCUGGUUAUUCUUAGCAGAUAUCAGUGUUCAAUAAACUCAAUUGUCACAGGCCAUGCCCAAGCGCCAGCUGUGUCUCGGGACGCAGGUGCGGUCGUAGUUGCCGGUGACGUAGUGCUGAAGUGCAGGUUAAAACAGAACAACUUGAAGCUAGUAAGUAACAUCCCUCAAUGCUGAUUUGAACGCAUCGAGGGACGGUAGACUGGCUGGGUCCAACGUCAGGGAGUUCCAGUCUCUGCAAGUUUGUGGGAAGAAUGAUGAGGAAUAGACCAGUGUUGUGCAAUGGGGCACGAAGAACCGUGAACUGUGACCUCUAGUACUAGAUGUGUUCCAGUGUAUGUCUACCAAGUUGAAGCGGAUCCUAUAAAGCAUCCCUAGACGGCACUGGAGAGGCCUGGCCUUGAGUGGACUCUAGUGCAAGUCGUUAAGCAUUGAUGUUACGCUGCAGGUGUGGUCGUAGUUGCCGGUGAUGUAGCGGGCGCUGCUGUGCUGAACUUGCUCCUGUUUUUUGAUAUUUUUCUCAGUGUGGGGAUCCCAGGCUGGAGCGGCGUACUCAAUGAUGGGGCCAACAUAUGUCAUGUAGCUAGCCUGUCUCGGAUACAGAUGUCAACCAGAUCUUCACCACAUACACUGACCCAGCACCCAACAGUACCAGCCUGGUAACACACCUCAUAGUCCCCCAGUCACAGCAGCCAUCGGAGACAGACACAUCAUCCCCGGGGCUAUGAGCAGACUGAUGGGCAGCAGCCGCAGAUCGAGUACCAGUAUGCCUGCAUCAAUGAUCCGAGUCAGAGCACUGCCAAUGGGGAAGUUGUCCUUAUUGAGAUACCAGACGAAGGAAGCAAAGAGGAUUUGGAGGACGAGACUUGCUACACAGAGCACAACUUGUCGCUGCUGCUGCAGGAGAAGGAACGUCUGGAGAAGACUCUUGAGGAGGAGCGGACCACGUGGGCCCAGACUAGAGCACAGGAUGAAAGGCACUAUAGAAAGGCUUCGUACAAAGGUCCAACACAAACAUGUCACUCAAGCAGCAGCUGUCCAUGAUUCACACGUCCAGUUUGAAACGUCUGACCAACGACAGCGAGAACCAGUCCAUUUUGCAAGAGUUACUGCAACACAUGUCUGAGGAGCACACCCAGCUGCUGCACCACCAUCUAGCACAGCUACGGCUGUACGCUCAGGCCUGCGCAUUAUCCAAAUCAGCCCCCGAGGAAUCUGCAGCUGAAUCUACAGUCUUGGUACCAGACCUGGCUGACCAAUCACAGGACAUCUCACACAUGGCCAUGAUGUCGUCCUCUGAGGACAGUCUUGGGAACAUGGAGCAGACAGUCGUCAUGUCGAUAACGUCGGAGGAGGAUUCAGAGCCGCUUGGCAACAUCGUGGAUAACCCUGGAGAUACCAUGAGACACGAUGUCUUGCCUUUAGAUAAGGACAUUCAGUUGUCACCAAAUGACAUUCUAUACCAGCUGACAAGCGAGGGACUGUCACCAAGACAUGACACCUGUGAGUCGGGUCACGUUUAUCAAUCAGGUAGAACUCAUUCACAUCACAACACAGGCUGUGAUGUCACGCAACAGGAUUUUCACAAGAACAAAAGUUUGAAAUUGGUUCUUUCCAACAGCACGCCAAAAAUAUUCUGCCCCGACGGCUUCGACAAAAAAACGUUUGAUGACAACAUGUCAAAUGAGGGACCACCAUUAAAAUGUGGGAGAACUAACAGCCUGAAAGCCAUUUAACUAAUCAAAUCUGACUUAUUUUGUAAAUAGUGUACACUCAGUGU